Messenger RNA from Rodentolepis nana, 1245 nucleotides. The record is from the annotation of a GenBank genome assembly. Lineage: Eukaryota; Metazoa; Platyhelminthes; Cestoda; Cyclophyllidea; Hymenolepididae.
AUGAUGGAUAGGACCCUGUUUGUACAACAUUUUCAUCUUUCUUCCCACUUCUUUGUUCAUCCUCCUGGAUUUUUGGGCUGUUCCCGCUAUGUUCAGCCAUAUUUGCCUCAAACGUGGGCAAAAGAUUUACUCGGAUGUGACACUACCGAUUAUUGCAACCAGUAUCGUAUUCCCAAGGACUGCCAUCCUAUCGGUUAUUAUGUUUUUCCUUUUGAACUGAAGUUAUCUACCUCUAUUGACAGUAAGCAAUUCAUUUCUCUUGAAGCUUUUGUAGAUAGCGCCAAUUUUUUUAGCUUAUCUUGUCCUGGUGAUUUUUUCAUUCGAGAGUAUGAUGUAACUGCCUGUGCCUUUAGUGACUCCCAAACUGUUCUCACCAACAAAACCAAUUUUUUUAUCCACUCAAAUAAAAGCUUCACCGAUAAUCAAGAAUCAGUUGUAGAAACAAUUAGAUCCAAUAAAUAUUCACCAAAAGUUUGUAUUACGCGCCACUUCCCUGAGUCCUCUGUUCUCCAAAUUGAUACGGUUAUUGUGAUUCAAAGGAAGUCUUCUCCUGGAUUUUCUUUAAGGAUAGCCCAAAAGGAUCCUCCCUAUGAAUUAGGGACUUCAGUUAUUAUAGUAGUUUCUCCUACUUUGUCUGAUUAUCAUCAUAUCGAUUCUGUUAGCUAUCGCUUACUUAGACAUGUUGAAGCGAACCCAGGCUUUUGUGAUAUUGCGAAUGGUGAAACAGAGGCAAAUAAAUUUACGGACGUUUUAUUUGGCGUAAUUCGGCCUGCGUUUAACGAUAGUGUGGAAAACGAUCAAAUAGAAUUACCCUUGCCGCCUGCAUCAUACACCGAGUGCGUUUGGACGACAAAUAUGGCUCAAAUUUCAUAUCGCUAUGAGGUUGAGGUUAGUAUAGCCUCAUCUCUAAAUCCUAGUCUGCUACCCUCUAGUAAAGCCGCUUUUGAAUGCCCACCUAUCGUAUUCGCCAUUCCUGUUGUGGUUGUUCCACCAAGUGCUGUCCCCGAAUCGUCUCUUCCUCAAUGGACAUCUCUUUGUCUUUUCGCAUUGACUGAAGAUGAGUGGAAUACGUCUUCGGAUUUCUCUAAAAAGGAUCAGUCUGGAUCGCUUUCCAGUCCGUGUCAAACUGUAGUGGUAUCUGGGGGGAAACGAGGACCAGCGGGUAUCUCUUCGCUUAAAGUACAAGAGAAUCCUGAAUUUACAAAGAUCCCCGUUCUUCGCCACCUUGGAGCCUCACACUUUUGA